Mesoplodon densirostris (Blainville's beaked whale) is the source of this 567-nucleotide messenger RNA. Its product is annotated as caspase-12-like. Gene Ontology annotation, molecular function: cysteine-type endopeptidase activity. The record is from RefSeq and is a predicted model, not a curated record. Lineage: Eukaryota; Metazoa; Chordata; Mammalia; Artiodactyla; Ziphiidae. Gene Ontology annotation, biological process: regulation of apoptotic process; proteolysis. The transcript has 5 exons.
AUGUCCCUCUACUGUAUCAUGUUGGCCAAAACCAAGUUACAAGGCCAGUCUGUAGUCAGAGCAAAGGGCAUGGAUACAAAGAGGAGACUACCAAAAGAAGAACCAGUUAACAUGGUGAAGUUAAUGGCCAGGAACGUGCUUGAUGGCAUUUUUGAUGAUUUGAUGGAAAAUAAAAUGUUAAAUAGGUGUGAGUUACAAAGAUUAGGGGAAGAAGUGGACCACAUUGUGAACAGGGCUGGAGACCUGGUUGAUGAUCUCAUUGAGAAAACGCAAAUGGCAAGCAAAAUAUUUAAGGACCAUUUCUUCAACCUCAAGAAAAAACUGAGUUUAAGUAAUGUUUCUUGGAUACUUGACAUAAAUGGUUCUCUCUUCAUUUCCCAACUUAUCUACUACUUCAAUGAAUAUUCUUGGUGUUAUCAUUUGGAGGAGAUUUUUUGAAAGGUUCAACAUACAUUUGAGACCCCAAAUGUACUGACCCAGAUGCCCACGAUUGAAAGACUAUCCAUGACACGAUAUUUCUACCUCUUCCCUGGAACUAAAAUCAUGCAAAGCAUCCAGGAAAAUUAA